Pseudogymnoascus destructans is the source of this 1125-nucleotide messenger RNA. RefSeq lists its product as uncharacterized. Lineage: Eukaryota; Fungi; Ascomycota; Leotiomycetes; Thelebolales; Thelebolaceae. The transcript has 2 exons. Gene Ontology annotation, molecular function: oxidoreductase activity, acting on the aldehyde or oxo group of donors, NAD or NADP as acceptor. The record is from RefSeq and is a predicted model, not a curated record. The coding region runs from base 83 to 730 and encodes 215 amino acids.
AUUCGCCGAUGCGGGCCUCCCUGCCGGCUGCCUGAACAUCGUCUCCUGCCGCCCUGCCGACGCGCCCGCUGUCGUCAACGCUAUGAUUGCGCAUCCUGCUGUACGCAAGAUCAACUUCACAGGCAGCAUCUCGGUCGGGCGUCGCAUCGCAAAGGAAGCGGGGAUGCAGCUAAAGCCCUGCCUGAUGGAGCUAGGCGGGAAGAACAGCGCCAUUGUAUGCGAAGAUGCUAACCUCGACAUCGCCGUGCAAUCCGUCAUCGCAGGGGCCUUCUUAAACUCCGGUCAAAUCUGCAUGUCCACCGACCGCAUAAUCCUCCACUCCGCCAUCGCCCCCGCGUUCCUCGCAGCCCUCAAAUCAGCGCUCUCCUCCGCCCCGCCAUCUGACGCCCCCACCCUCGUCUCCGCGGCCUCAAAAGCACGCGUCCAAGCCCUUGUCACGUCCUCCCUCGCCGCCGGCGCGCACCUCAUCCACGGCUCCGUCGACGCCGCCGAAUCGGACGAAAAGGCAUCGAGCAUACGCCUCGCACCUGUCGUCGUCGGCGGCGCAGGUGACGAGGAUCCCCUCUGGCUAGAGGAAUUGUUCGCGUCGCUCGCGGCGUGCAGAGUGGUGUCGUCUGACGAGGAGGCGGUGGAGGUCGCGAACAGUGGGGGCUAUGGGCUUUCGGCUGCUGUGUUCACUGAGGACUUGAGGAGGGGGUUUAAGCUUGCGAAGAAGCUGGAAUCGGGGUGAGUAUUGUCCUUGGGGAGGUGUGAGUGAGUGGGUGGGUGUAUACUGUGCAUAUUAAUAGCAUGACGGUGCAUGAUGAGCCGGUGUUGCCGCAUGGGGGCGUGAGGAAUAGCGGAUGGGGCAGGUUCAAUGCGGCGCAGGGGCUGGAGGAGUUUCUGCUUACCAAGACUGUGACGUGGAAGGAUUAGGGGUGUGCAUAACGCGCAGCGUUAGCUGGGGCUGGCUGUAGCUGGCCUGAGGAUGUAGGAGUGAUGUGUAUGGACAAGACUUAGAGGUGUAGGCCUAUGCUUUAUAAAAUAAAGCAUAUGCCUACACCUCUAAGUCUUCAAAACAUCGCGGAUAUAAAACCAACCCUGAAUCUGUUCGUCUCUACUUAAAAGAAGAUGUUUCAAAACUAG